Chelmon rostratus (copperband butterflyfish) is the source of this 1659-nucleotide messenger RNA. RefSeq names its product Ras-related GTP binding A (gene rraga). Gene Ontology annotation, biological process: cellular response to amino acid stimulus; regulation of autophagy; cellular response to starvation. Gene Ontology annotation, molecular function: GTPase activity; GTP binding. The coding region runs from base 239 to 1186 and encodes 315 amino acids. The transcript has 10 exons. Gene Ontology annotation, cellular component: nucleus; lysosome; Gtr1-Gtr2 GTPase complex. Lineage: Eukaryota; Metazoa; Chordata; Actinopteri; Chaetodontiformes; Chaetodontidae. The record is from RefSeq and is a predicted model, not a curated record.
UGUGACUUCGGCGUAAACAGGAAGCAGCUGAUCUUGACUUCACUGCCUGAUUCUACGAAGUAAUGUAUACAACUGGUAUUCUUAAAAACGAGUAAAGCCUAUAGUCUAACUUUGUAUUUAAGUAAGCGUUCUACCCUGACGGGCUGAAGGGAGGAAGAGGAGAGCUGCUGUGGACACAGACCAAAGUCAUCUGACUUGCAGCUCAGAGAAAUACUCUACAUCGUGUCUGCUGAUUGGGAUGUCAAGCACAGCAAUGAAGAAAAAGGUGUUACUGAUGGGAAAAAGUGGGUCUGGAAAGACCAGUAUGAGAUCAAUCAUCUUUGCCAAUUACAUAGCUCGAGACACACGCCGCCUUGGAGCUACAAUUGACGUGGAGCACUCCCAUGUACGGUUUCUGGGCAAUCUGGUUCUAAACCUGUGGGACUGUGGAGGACAGGACACGUUCAUGGAGAACUACUUCACCAGUCAGAGGGACAACAUUUUCAGAAACGUAGAGGUGCUUAUUUAUGUAUUUGAUGUUGAGAGCCGUGAGCUGGAGAAAGACAUGCACUACUACCAGUCGUGUCUGGAGGCCAUCCUGCAGAACUCCCCCGAUGCCAAAGUGUUCUGCCUCGUUCACAAAAUGGAUCUGGUGCAGGAAGACCAGAGAGAUUUGAUCUUUAAGGAGCGUGAAGAAGAUCUGAAGAGACUGUCCAGACCUCUGGCUUGCACUUGCUUCAGGACAUCAAUCUGGGACGAAACCCUGUAUAAGGCCUGGUCGAGCAUAGUGUACCAGCUCAUCCCAAACGUCCAGCAGCUGGAGACAAACCUGAGAAAUUUUGCGCAGAUCAUAGAGGCAGAUGAAGUUCUCCUGUUUGAGAGAGCCACCUUCCUGGUGAUCUCCCACUAUCAGUGCAAAGAGCAGCGUGAUGCUCACCGGUUCGAGAAGAUCAGUAACAUUAUCAAACAGUUCAAACUCAGCUGUAGUAAACUUGCGGCCUCAUUCCAAAGCAUGGAAGUGAGGAACUCUAACUUUGCAGCCUUCAUUGACGUCUUCACCUCCAACACGUAUGUCAUGGUCAUCAUGUCGGACCCCUCCAUUCCAUCUGCAGCCACUCUCAUCAAUAUCCGUAAUGCUAGGAAACACUUUGAGAAGUUGGAACGGGUGGAUGGACCCAAGCACAGCCUGCACAUGCGAAUGCGCUAGCCUGUGCAUUUGUCCCAGUGGAUAUUCUCAGCCAAUCAGUCCACAGACCGCAGACGACAUGUUGUGGUCUUCCAGCUCCAAUACACAUGAGCAGCCCUGCACUGUGUCCUCUAUAUCUUCACGUUCAAUCACAGUUAUUACAGGAGAAAUCAUAUUUCCUUUUCCUCUACAGUGAUCAUAAGUAUCUCAGAUAUAUAUAUCUGAGAUGAAUUCUGUUGAAGUACUUGCCCUAAUGCGACACAUUAAAGUAAAAUGAAUAGUUGUGUUUACUAUGAAGGGGGCUACCUUUGCUGUCACACUUUGUCUUCUACAGUUGAUUCAUUUACUCCAUGCACCGAGUCCCAGUGUUUGGGGGACGUUCUCUCCAAAUGAUAAGCAGCAGAUACUGUUUGAUUUUCAAAUGCAGUUUGUAAGCUGUUACACUUUGAAAGUACGAACAAUAUAGUUAUAUUCAGAAAAACAUCAUUUGUAAU